AUGGUGAAAAAGCAGGACAUUGACACCAUCAUUCGGAGGUUGUUUGCUUUGAGCGCACCUAAGGUGCUCAUCACCAUCGUCCUUUUGCUCUCGUGGACUGAUCUUUUCCAGGGCCGUGACUAUAUUGAUACGAUAGAUUUCUUUGCUGGGGCUGCCCGUGUGGCCAAAGUUUCAAGGGCAGUUGGCAAGAGAGCGAUGGCGCUGGAUCUGUCUUACCAUGAGAACGAAGAUGUUUUCAAUAUCAACUCAUCACCUGGAUUUGCGCUUGGGCUCAUGGCCGCUUUGGAUGGAAAGAUGGAUCAAUUCUGGGCAGCUCUCGGGGUUUGCUGCUCAUCAUGGAUUGUGACUUCGCGAGGGAGCACCGGAAGAUCUUUUUUGGUUCCAAUGGGAAACCUAUCGUAUGAAAAGGUGAGGGCUGCAAAUGCCAUGGUGAGUAGGACAGUUUGUAUAUUGCUAGUCCUGGUGGCCUGUGGUGCAACUUGGUUCCUAGAGCAGCCAAGCUCGUCCUUGCUACCUCGCCACGCCCGAUUUCAGUGGACGAUCAGAGUUUUCCAAAGAUUGCAUAUCCGAGUCUUCUUCCAAACAUUUUGGAUGAAGUGGUUCGACCAUCCGACACCGAAGCGAAGCAUUGUCUUCAGCACGUCGGCGUGGAUCAAGCAGUUGGACCAAGGAUCACUGAAAAGGAAACAGCUUAAGUCAGAGGUCUCCACCACAGACCGCUAUGUGAAUUCCAAGGGCGAAACGAAGUUCAAGGGGAGCAAACACCUCAAAUCAACCCAGCUCUACACGUGGCGCUAUGCUGCUAAGAUCGUGGAGCUGGGGGAUGCAAGCGCAAAAGAAGACAGGGACCCUGUUCCCAAUGUAGAUUGGGAUACACCUUUGAUCGACCUCUACGCCAACUAUCCAUGGGGUGACCUGUGGGCGGAGGGUGACCUUCUGAGUGUAGUGAGAUACCUGCGUGGGAGCAAGAAGUUAAAGCUGCCAAAUGAAUGGCGGUCGGUUUUACCGGAGUUUGUAGUUGAUGAACCAAUGGAGGACUGA
Molecule: messenger RNA, 1041 nt
Organism: Durusdinium trenchii
Lineage: Eukaryota; Dinophyceae; Suessiales; Symbiodiniaceae
Source: the annotation of a GenBank genome assembly